UCGCCAACCUUCAGACACAAACAGUGUCACGUCACCGCAUCCAGCAUUGUCCUGAGUGAAGCUCCGGUAAAAAAAAAAAAAAAAAACCCUCACAACAUGGACGACGACGUGUUAACUACCUUAAAGAUAUUAAUCAUCGGCGAGAGCGGUGUUGGAAAAUCCAGUUUGCUGCUGAGGUUUACAGACGACACGUUCGACCCAGAAUUAGCCGCAACGAUCGGUGUGGACUUUAAAGUGAAAACCAUAGCAGUAGACGGAAACAGAGCCAAGCUUGCUAUAUGGGACACAGCCGGACAGGAAAGGUUCAGGACUCUGACGCCCAGCUACUACAGAGGAGCACAGGGGGUAAUAUUAGUGUACGACGUGACGAAGCGGGACUCGUUCACGAAGCUGGAGAACUGGCUCAAUGAGUUGGAGACGUACUGCACACGCAACGACCUCGUCAAAAUGCUCGUCGGCAACAAAAUCGACAAGGACAACCGGGAGGUGGACAGAAACGAGGGCCUGAAGUUCGCUCGUAAACACUCCAUGCUCUUCAUCGAGGCGAGCGCUAAGACCAGAGACGGCGUCCAGUGUGCUUUCGAGGAGCUGGUGGAGAAGAUCCUACAGACCCCGGGCCUUUGGGAGAGCAGCGUCCAGAAUCACGGCGUUCAGCUCGGAGAGCAGCAGGCGCAGAACUACGGCUCCUGCGGCGGAUACUGCUCCCUCAUCUGACUUCCACAAUUCCACCGGACUGAGACACCAGAUCAUGAGAUUGAGAGAAAAAAAAAACUGUUUCCUGCUCCCGAACGAGAGGCGAAGGCCGGCUCCGUCGGGGGCAGCAGAAGGACGUUUGCACACUGUCUGUCCUUCCACUUCGAUUAUUUCUGUAUGGUAUUUUAUCUAACUUAUCAUAGAGCUGCGUUGAAUUACCGUUUCGCCGUCACUACGUCACUUAUACUGAAGCAGAAGGAUCGACGCUGACAUCAUUCUCUCUCUCUCUCUCUCUCUCUCUCUCUCUCUCGUAAAAUUCUUGCAGUUUAAAAGAAAAAAAAAAGCCCGGGGCCAUUAAACAAGUCAAGAGGGUGGGAUUAGUUUCUCCUCUUCGUUUUCCAUCAAGCUCCACCCCCUGCUUCGUCCCCGAGCCUCUUUGCUCGAUCUGACGUAACAGAUUUCUUUUUAUCUUUGUAAUAAUUUCGAGUGUUGUGCCUGUCUGAACCCGGCACCAAACACCGUCCUGUUUGCUGUUUUUGUAAUCUUCCUCUUCGCUUAGCACGCUCCUGCUAGCUUCCGAGAACUAUUCAUGCUAAAAAAAAAUAUAAGGAAUGCCUUUUAUUUUGGACUUUGUACUGUCUUUAUCGUCUAAGCAGUGAUAUAACAUCUGUAGAAUAUUCCUGAAGUGCGAUAACUUGUUAGUUUGUGUCCAUUCACGGACCACGGACCACCUCUCAACAGGUGAGGAUUUCAUUGCUCUCUCUCUCUCUCUCUCUCUCUCCCUUUUUUUAAUGGCUCAUCAUCUUAUUUUAGACGUGUUUUUGCCUCUGAUGGCUGUAGUAAAGACCGUCACUGUUAACGUAUCUCAAUACUAAACUGUUAGAACCGGGUUUCACUUCAGUAGUUUGUGUCCUGAUAAAUUUCACUGACACUAUUCCUCGUCCGUGAAGACAGUAAAGGAUGCCGUCGCUCGUCCCCGGGGUGGAACCGUAACCACAAGUCGGAAAGGUAACUCCUGUAGCUUACACUAUAGCAACAUCCGUAUUAACGUACACUUCAAACUGUAAGAUCUGUACCGUUAAUCCCAGAGUGUGUCUCUCUGAGAGUGGAGAUUAAACCCGUGAUUAUUUUAAAGCAGGCAUUUGUAAUUUCUCCAAGGUAAUCUUUCAUCUGACAAACCUGACUGUUUUUUUUUUUUAAAGUAUGUAUAAAUGAUGCCUGAAGCAUGUUUCCAGGCUGCAGCCUCCUGCUUUUCCCUCAUACUUAGCCGAAGAAAUCAAGAGCAUGCGCAGUCGCCGUCUUUCCGUCGUCCUGACACAAGAAAUAAAUUAAAAAAACCAAACCAGAGGCAUGAAUAUGAGAGAGGAUGGGUUCUAGCAGGUGUGUGUGUGUGUGUGUGUGUGUGUGUGUGUGUGUGUGUGAGAGAGAGAGACGGGGUACUGGUAAUAGAUCUGAGGUUAGCGUGAAGCGUCACAGGAUUCACCGACUUUUUAAAGCCACCUGGUAUUAAUCAGACUCGGACGCGAGUUUCCUUAAUGAAAUAAAAUAAACCAAUCCUUACACUGAUCUAUAAUAUUUUCUUCUUCUUAUUAUUAUUACUAUUAUUAUGGGCUGUAUGGAUGCAAACAAACCAAUAAAGAAAUAUAAUCUAUUGGUC
This is a messenger RNA of Hemibagrus wyckioides, 2350 nucleotides long. RefSeq names its product RAB18B, member RAS oncogene family (gene rab18b). NCBI's taxonomy places the organism in Eukaryota, Metazoa, Chordata, Actinopteri, Siluriformes, Bagridae. The transcript has 7 exons. The coding region runs from base 97 to 714 and encodes 205 amino acids. The record is from RefSeq and is a predicted model, not a curated record. Gene Ontology annotation, molecular function: GTP binding; GTPase activity.